Molecule: messenger RNA, 324 nt
Organism: Prunus armeniaca (apricot)
Lineage: Eukaryota; Viridiplantae; Streptophyta; Magnoliopsida; Rosales; Rosaceae
Source: the annotation of a GenBank genome assembly
AUGAAGUUGCAACUUGUUGAUCGUUCUGUGCGAAUGCCGAGAGGGGUAAUUGAGGAUGCAUUGGUCCAAGUGGACAAAUUUUACUACCCUGUUGACUUUGUUGUUUUGGAUACACAACCUGUUUUGCAUUCUGAAAAUGAAAUUCCUGUCAUUUUAGGACGUCCCUUCCUUGCUACAUGUGACGCACACAUUAGUUUUAGGAGAGGGGCAUCUGAGGGCCUUCAGCCAAAACCCCCCGGAUGUGGUCCUUUUACUCCGAUUGGUUUACCAGGGAGAAAGAGUUCAAGGAAGGAGAAAGGGGAAUCUAUUGAUCGAAUAUUUUAA